UCAGUUAGACGAAGUUGACAGGUUAUGGCGGCUGAAGAGAACUUCUCUUCUACAUAAACAAGGAUGGGCUGUUUAUUUCGUGUUUAAGCUGCAGAAUAAUUCUAAUUUCUGGUAUAAGAAGGAAGAUGCCAGUAGCUGAAGUGUCAGUGUCUCUAUUUGAGGUCCUAGAGGUUCGGGGAGCACCUCUCACGGAACCUGAAAUAUGGGGCAUUGCCUACCAAAGUGCUCUUACCUUACACAGCGCUCUGGAACAGGGUGAAGGACAUGAGGGGCAUCCAAAUUUCGUUAUAAGCCCGGAUACCCUGACCUUCACCAGUGGCGGAGAGGUACAGUUUCCACACAAUGGUGGGACUGAAGGCCACGCCUAUGCAGCGCCAGAGUUGAGGCAGAUACCAGACUUCGAAGGAGUCGACACAGAAAAGGUGCACUCCUUCUCCUUGGGGAAAACUUUACGGUAUGCAGCAGAGUACAGCCUCAUAGGAAAUCAGCCCGCCAAGGUUAGCAGUAAAUUGCAAGCAGUUCUGAAUUCCAUGUGUGAAGGGGUACCUUCACAGAGACCCAGUAUGAUUCAGCUGCUGGAGGCAUGUGAUAUGUAUGCAGACAAGUAUACAAAGAAGAGGUCACAUAGCCAGUGUACUAGAGGCCUGUACAAAACUAUACUGGGCAGUGGCAGCGAGGAGGAAACUGUGCCACAAUCCCAGGGCAAAAGCCGCCAAACCAGCUCUUUUCAGCGGGAAAAUAGAGCCAACAGGUCCAGAGGGAAACACAAGUAUUCCCACAGGAGAGAGCAACAGAGAUCAAGGUCACGGUCAAGGUCACGGUCAAGGUCAAGACAUCGUAGUGGAAAUGAAGAAACUGAUUCAGGAUACCAACCAUCAUCCAGAAACACUAAUCGAGAUGUCAAUGGUGUCCACAUACAGGAUGCUGAAAAUAUGUAUACUGGUCCAGGACAGGUUGCACCACCGCCAUACAAACUUGCUAGUCCGACGGACUUGAAGCUGGAUUUGACAGAGUCAUCACAAGGGGGUCAGUCCUAUCACUUGUCAGAUAUUACGUUCUCGUUCUCACAAAAUGGUGGAUCUGUGUCUCCGGGGGUAACGACUGGACAGCGAAUUGGACCUCUUCUGAGUCCAAGGGGCAGACACAUGGGAGCAACCCACAUGGGAAACACAGCAUAUGAAAAAUACCUGAGGAUAAAGGAGCGUCAGAAGAAACUAAAAGUGCUGCGAAGAGGUUUGCUGGGGGAGGGUAGUGAUGAGGAUUCACCCAUCACUCUGUCAGAACGUGCCGAUCAUCUGGCUGACACAAGGUCAAUCAGCUCUGCUGUCUCCUAUAACCAAGAGGCCGAACGGGAUAACACAGGUGCCUACCUGCCCGGGCUUCACAUGCAGUAUGGGUCGGAGAUGGCCCUGAGGGUGGGGCGAGACUCGGACAGAGAGAGCAUCGUCAGCAGUGAAUUCUCAUCCUACCAACAAGAUUAUCCAUUGAGAUCCACUGAUCAAGGUCACCAUUCACUGCCAGAGAGGGGUGCCAAGGCCAAGGUCAGAGUUCCUCACACCAACACAUCACCACGGACACCCAGGGAAUAUUAUGGUCCAGAGUUUGUUCACAAAGCCAGCAAACCAAUCAUUCGAGUGCCAAUUCCUUUACAAGGGGAGAGCCUUAAGAACCCAUCUCAUGCAAGGCGGGUUGUAAUAGUCCUUCUAACUGGUCAGAAGUUGGAAGUCAUGUGUGACCCCAGCACCACCGGUCAGCAGCUGUUUGAGUCGGUCAUCACACACAUAGAACUACCUGAAUUCUUCUUCUUUGGUCUCACCUAUGUCAGUGAUGGAGAGCACUUCUUUGUGGACCCUGAGAUGAAGCUACACAAAGUGGCACCAGACGGCUGGAAGGAGGGGUGGAAAGGCAACCUGCCUACUAUCACCUUCACUCUGUACCUCCGUGUCAAGUUCUACCCUGACAACAUUCUCCUCUUCAGGCACCAAAUCUCACGGCACUUGUUGUACUUACAACUCCGCCAUGACUUACUGGAGGAGCGCACCAUGUGUAACGAGGACAAAGCCCUCACACUGUCAGCCCUCGCUCUACAGGUGGAGUAUGGUGACUAUGACCAUGACACCAUGGGGCGAAACUACUUCAUGGCAGAGCACUACUACCCACAGAGGAUAGUAAAGCGUGUGGGCAUCGGCUACAUCCGGGACAACACCCCAGACUUCCACCAGAGGGCAGCAGGCAUGGGCGAGACGAAGGGUGAACUGGAAUUCAUCAAGAUAGCCCAACAAUUACCAGAGUACGGAGUCCACUUCUACAAACUGCUGAAGAACAAGAGUGACACUACAAGUGUUAUGUGGAUGGGAAUCACAGUCAAAUGUAUGGUGCUGGCCGAGAACCAGGGCCUACAGCGUGCCAUCGACCAACAGUACGCAUGGAACAUGGUCCAGAAGAUAUCAUUCAACAAGCGUCGCUUCAGCAUCCAACCCAAACCAGACCAUGGUCAGGGCAAACCUACAAAGAUGAAUUACUACACCAACAGCUACCGCAAGGGACGGUACCUGCUGCAGUUUUCCACCAUGCAACACCGAUUUCAGCUUAAGAUGAAGGCCAGAGAGGCACAGUUGGAUGCCCAAGGUUUGGAUCUGUCUAUGGAUACUGAGUCAACGUUUGAGACCCAGGCUGUAGACUUGGAAGAGGACGAAAGUCCACAGGCAAGUUUUGAAAGUGAAGAUGGACACAGUGUAGUUGUUGCUAUGACUACUGACAGACAACCAAUCCCAUACUUACUCCCCCCGCCAUACAGGGCAGAUACCAGUGUCAGCAUGAUGGACCUGCGUGAAAAGUAUGCAUUGCCCGUCCACAAACGACGAGGCCCUACACAUGCUGCAUCCACAGGCGAUAUUCUUGAAGAGAUACACAGGGAGGGGCAACAGGAAGCUCGUGUACUAGGAAUGACCACUCAGUCCGUGGAUUUGGUCGACGAGUCAGUGCUCAAUGAAAGUAUCAGUGCCACGUUACAACACCGCCUGAACAGCAGUGAGGUGUCCCCAGAACAGCCUGAUAGACAUAUCUUUGAGGUUGUGCUGGGGAAGGACCCCAACACAGGAUUUGGGAUCACCAUUGUCGGUGGGGAGAGUACCAGUAAGCUGGACCUAGGCAUCUUUGUCAAGUCUGUCACCCAUGGAGGCCCUGCCAAUAGCGACGGAAGGAUCCGCCCAGGGGACAGGAUAAUUGCCAUAAACGACCAGAGCUUGGAAGGUCGUCAGCACCACACUGCGGUACAGAUGAUCCGAGAAUCGGGCUCUCAGGUCAAACUUCUUAUCUCCCAGGUCAAGUGCCCCGGCUCUCUCCGCCGCAGAGAACAUGAUGAUCCCAUAACCCGUGAAAAACUCAGACUUUCAAAUUCUAAUCCCUAUGAUGUUAAACUCUAUUCACAAUUAUCACGUUAUUCAGACGAUUAUCUUCCUGGAACAGAGGAAGAGGUUACUGAACUACCUGUUGAAGCAGCAGUUAAUUCUAUGAAUCAUCAUUAUCAUUCUCCAUCGGACCAGUUAGUGUUAAAUUCAGCUACAGUUUCUAACAUUCCAUUGAACUCUGAAAGCAAAUCUAAAUAUAGGAAUCCACAUAUAACUUCAGUGAACAGUACAUCUCAUGUGGACUCCAUUCAUGGUGAAGUGGUAGCAGAACUUCAUUUGGACCUUAACAAGCAGAAGUAUGGUGAGGUCGGGUCAAGAACAGACUCCGACCUUGGUGUAACUAAGGAAGCUGUGAAACCAAGAAGUAGGCCAAGGACACACAGGCAAGGGCAGCAAAGGACCACCAGUACAUCUAGUGUGAAUAGUGAUGAUUUCCAGCCUGGUGAUGUGUUUGAGGUUUUCCUGGAGAAAAAGGACGGAAGCUUUGGACUUAAUGUAACUGGAGGUGUGAACACGUCUGUAAGACAAGGAGGGAUCUUCGUUAAGUCCCUGAUACCUGGCAGUGCUGCAGAACUGGAGGGCUGUAUUAAAAGAGGGGACCGAAUUCUGUCUGUGGAUGGCGAGAGCCUUGUUGGAAAGACUCACAAACAGGCAGUGGAAGCCUUGUGUCGCGCCCCUCCCAUCAGCAAGUUGGUGAUGGAAAGAGGUCAGUUCCCAGCUGCAAAGGGAGUGUCCAAGUCCAAUAGGUCAUCACCAGCACCACAACCACUACAAACCAGCAACUCGAGCAAGGGUAGUCGAGCAAAGUCAGUGCCUGUAGAUGUGAUGCAGACAUCCACUUCAGUGCUAGGCAGUGGUGGUAGUAACAAGAUGAGAAAGGGCAGUAGUUCAAGGUCAUCUCCACUGGCAGCGACAGCUGACAAUGUCGAGGGUCAUGCAAGGGAAGGGAGAAAUUCAUCACCCCGAACAGCAAUGCAAGAUAAAGAGGAUAGGAGGUCAAGAAAGGGCAGUAGUUCAAGGUUAUCUCCACAGUCAGUGCAAUACUCAGGGGCUAAUCCAUUGAGAAAAAGGAGCAGUUCAAGGUCAUCACCCCUGGCAACUACAGAAGACAGUGAGGUUAAUCUACCUAGGAAGAGUAGUAGUUCAAGAUUCUUGCCCAAAACAGUAUCAAAUACUGUGGUAACACCUGCUGCCAGACCUAGCAAGAAGUCUAUGGACCUUACCAUUAGUGAGGUGAGACCAUCCCACUCCUCUCCGUCCAGCUGUAAAUCUGACGACAAGGGAGCAACCAGCCUACAGGGCACUGAGGGAUCACAGUGCUACAGCUUUGAUACUGCAGAGGACCAGUUUACUGUGGACUUGGAGCGAGGCAGGAGUGGGCUUGGCUUUAGUGUACAGAAUGCCCGAGACCUCUACCCCACACCCAACGCAUCAGACAACUUCCUGUGUAUCAAGAAGGUAUUUCCUAUUGGCCCUGCUGCUGACAGUGGGAGGAUCAAGUCGGGGGAUGUGAUACUGGAGGUGAAUGGACAUCCAGUGAAAGGCCUCAGCCUGCCCGAGACUUUAGCAACACUGCGGGCAGCCUCAGCACAUGUCACUCUGCUGAUGUGUCGGCCCCACCAGCGCCCCCUGGGGGCAGUUACUGAGAAUCCCCUUACACGUGAAUCAUCACUGUCACCUAAUACAGUGACUACCAGGGCAGUUCCCUCACCGUACGAGACCGAAUCUGAGGGGGAGCCAGUCCUGUACAGAGAGUCCAUGAUAACUCCCCCUUCAGGGUUUGCAUCGCCACGGGAACAGGAGGAGGAAGAUCAGUCAGCUGAAUGUCCUCCACCUCCACUGCCAGUUAGUCCACCCCCUACCAUAGAGGGAACUGAUGUUUGGUCCUUAGCAGAUGAAACAGAAUCUCAGCAGUCACUGGAGGUAAGCACAACCUUCAGUGAUGAGGAAGAGGGAUUUCAAGAGGAAGGUGAAAGAUCACCAAGUCCAGAUUCACAGGGCAGUGAGAGGUCAGACAACUCCAUUGUCAGAUCACCAUUGAAGGAUACAAGGUUGUCUGACCAGGAACUAGGGGCUACACAGACAACCCUCAGCUCCACUGAAUAUGAUGCCCAGUCAGAGAGGUCUGGAUCUGUGUCGCCCAGACACUUCACCUCCAGGAGCGAAGAGUUCCAAAGUCUCCGGGAGUCUCAAAAUUCAUUACAGGAGGAAGAGAGUGAUUCAGAGGAAGAAGACGAUGAUAUUGUUCUCCAACCAGGGGAAUUAGAAGUGAUCUUGAGGAAGGCUGAAGGUAAAGGUUUAGGCUUCACAGUGACAGGUGGAGCAGGUAGGACCGGGGGUUGUUACAUCAAGGGUAUACUACAAGACCCUGCACUUUCUGAUGGCCGGCUCAGACCUGGCGACAAACUCAUCAAGGUAAAUGAUAUUGAAAUGGCCGAGAUGAACCAUUUCGAGGCAGUAACUUACCUCAGACAAGCUCCCCAACUUGUCAAGCUGAGGGUCUAUAGGCCCCAGCUACCAAGAGCAGAUAACUCCGAGAAGAGUGGUAGUGAACACAUUUCACAUCACAACAUGGGAGAAAGCGAUACAGAGCCAAUCUCCCAGGGAGAAGCUGUCAAGAAGACAGAUGCUCUAUUUUCCUUUUUGGAAGGCCAGGAUAAAAACCUUGAUGAGCAAGAUUCGGAGAGUGAAGAAGAGACCCCCAGGUACCUUGGGAGUAAGGAUAGGGACCUUUGUGGUGCCCUAUCUGACAUUCCGGAGACGAGCGAUGCAGCUCAGUCCUCCGGAGAAUGCAGUACCAGUGAGUACUCAGACUCCCAGAAUGCAGUGCAACAAGCAGUGACCAAGGGGAGAGGUGUAUCCCCCUUGGAAAGGCCGGCGUCUGUAGAAGAGUUGGAAGGAAAUGUAUCUCUGUUCAGUGAUGUGGGGUUGAUGAAGGUGGAAUUUGAAAAACCAAGAGGUAUAGAUUUGGGUAUCAGCCUGGUUACAGCAGAGAAGGACAACCAAACGGGUGUCUUUAUCAGGUCCAUUGCCGAGGGAAGCUUGGCUCAGCAAGAUGGCCGCCUGUGUGUCAUGGACAGACUGGUACAGAUAAAUGGAGAGUCGUUAGUAGGCCUGACACAUACCAAGGCUGUGGCCAUGCUAAAGAAGGCAGAGGGCAGAGUGACACUGACUAUCUCAAGAGUUCCUUCAAGACACCUGGAGCUGAUGACACCACCAGUGAUCAUGGAGGACGAUGGCAUGAACACGCUCAAGUCUGAGUCUGACUACAGAACAAGGGAGGUAAAUCCUGAUGAGCUUGUCACCCACACCGAGUCGGACAGGGAAGGCUCUAUAUACGACUCCGAGGAGGAUGACAUACAAGCACUUGUGUAUGAAGCUGAAAAACUGUUAGCUGCAGAGGAAACCAUUGAGCUGGAACAUAACGAACUAAAGGAGGACAGGGCAGAAGCCAUGUCUCAGGCAACAAGGCAGAAAGAGAGCUAUCCUGGGUCUGAUGUGGACACAGCAGAGACAGAUAACAGAAACGAGGAGGCCAGUUUGAGUAAAACAUUUCUUAUUGAACAGAAAGCAAGGAAAGUAGAUAUAGAGGUACCAGAGCCCAUCACCAACGGGUGGCUCAGCUCUCUGCCCUUGUUAAUGGUUACAGAGGAACAGGCUGCCAAUGUUACAGGUCUGAUUCCACAGCUUCAGCGCAAGAUAGAACACGACGAUCCAUUGGAAGAGUAUAAGGAGCUCCGUCUGGUCAAGAUGACAGACAACUGUUCUGUAGGAAGGCUGCUGGAGAAUAAGCCCAGAAACAGAUUCAGAAAUGUUUUGCCAUAUGAUCAGAACCGUGUGGAGCUCUGUAGUGAGAAUGAUUACAUAAACGCCAGCCACAUCAUUCUGAGUGUGGCCAACACAGAGUGUCAUUACAUAGCUUGUCAGGGUCCACUACCUAAUACCUCUGAGGACUUCUGGCAGAUGGUCUGGGAACAGACAGUCAGUGUCGUCACCAUGUUGACCCAGGAUGUUGAGUCACGAAAAGUGAAAUGUCAUCGCUACUGGCCUGAUUCUGUAGAGACACCCCUGUUUGUGUGUGACAGCCAAUACAAGGUGAGCUUGAGGUCAUUCCAGUCCACUGAACACUUAGAUGUGCGUCACAUUCAGAUAGAAAAUGUCACCACAAGGGAGACUCGGGACCUACACCACAUCAAUUACAUCACCUGGCCAGACCACGGUGUCCCGGACUCCGCCCUACCUAUCUUACAGUGUAUGCAAUUGGUGCAUGGGUACCACACGACUGGACCACUUGUGGUGCACUGCAGUGCCGGUAUAGGGCGGACAGGAGCCUUCAUCACCAUAGACAUGGCUCUGGCUCAGAUAGAACGCAGUUGUUCAUGUGAUAUCUUUGAGAUAGUGAAGGAGUUGAGAAGACAGAGACCUGGAAUGAUACAGACUAAGGACCAGUACAUGCUGUGUUACUGCGCCUGCAUUGAAGCCCUACUCAGUCAGACCAGCUGACAGUGAACACCAUGACGACCAAAUCAUGUCGGUGUUCUGUUUUGACAUUAAAACAGAAACAAUAUGGUAGUUUACACUUACAACCAAAGGAACAACAUAGUGUCUGUUACAUGUUAUUCCAAGGAAGGAUGAUCUGUCUGACCAUGGGCCACACAACUUGUACUAUAGAUUCUUUCGUUAAUUUGGUCAUCAUUAAAAUAAUCUGUUUUAAUCCUAGAUCAUUUGAAUACUUACAAUAGCUAGUGCUAUUUCUCUGAUUCAUGUUUGUACCACAAAAUAGCUCUUCAGUGAUAUAUUGUAUUUAUCAUUAACAUAAAAGUAACCCAGUGCAAUCUAUUUAAUGAUAUUUUAACCCAUGUCUUCCGGUCCUAUAUACUGUGAGGUUCAUCACUAACAUAGAUUAGAUAUUGCUGUAUGUCGGAAAUGUUUCGGCCAGUCAUUGUUGUUACGCAAUUGUGUUCGGGCCGCCAUGUUAGGUGGGAAGGGCUGUGGGGUACGGUUUGUUUCAGGCAGUCACAGCAGGUAGUGUCUGCAACCCAUGCUUAUACCUUAAAAGACACAUGUUGUAUUUAUACCACCUGGUUGUUCCUCUUAUACGGUUUGGAUGUCGCUAGCAUGUACAUUUUAUGAUGUAAAUAUUUCUGUUUUUCAUACACAAAAUUGUUACACCUAGGUAUAUGUUUGCUAAAUAUUAAAAAAAAAGUAUCAAUGAUGUUGUACAUUUCAUUAAUUGAAAAUGUUCUGAAAAAAGAUAUUUUAAUUAUAUAAUAAUAUUGAAAAAAGGAUUUGUUUCCUUAUUGGUAGUAGUUUUACCUGAUAAAGGUAUGUUGUGGCUGUUGUAGGUAACACUUGUUUUUCACCAUUAGACUCUAAUCUAUAGCUAAGCUUGAGACCAUUCCCACCAUAGACUAAUGUUGUACAUGUGUACUAGCAGUAUAAUUAUCAUUGUAUACAAAAUGUGUUCCCCUUGUAAUAUCUCAUAGGUAGACUUGCUGUGACUGUUAGGGAUAAACCGUUCUCACUACUUCAUUUAUAUAUCAUUGUACAAUACUUGUGGGGAUUUGUAUUUGAAGGUCAAUUUUACACUUUAAGAAAUAUUAUUUUUAUGUGAAUAGCAUUUGGGGAAAAAAAAGUUAGUUUUUAAGAUUAUUUUUGUAUGUAUAUAAUUUCUAAUUUGAAACUAUUGGUUUAUGUGAUACCUGUGUAUUCUAGUCCGUUCUACCCUUUACUACUUCACUAACUACCCAUUGUUAAGUUUAGGAGCCAGUUUUAUUAGAUGGACAGUUUUAAUGUAUGUAUUUAUUUGAUAAUAGUUAGGAUCUAGUGUUUCUUGCGCUGUUUCAAACUUUACCCUUUUUAUAUAACUGUUUUUAAGAAUGAAAUCUAAUAUUUGAGUAUAUUUCCUUAUUUAACCUAUUAUUGGAUUUUUAAUAUGUUAUUGUUCCUUUAUAGAACUUUCAUGUUGUGUCGUUAUCGUAUUCGUCACAGGCCGUAUUUACAUUAUCUUAAUUGUUAAAAUGCAAUGCAUGAACAGAAACUAAAUAGGUACAUCCUCACUUCCUCUUAUUUUCAGGAUUUCCAUUUUGUCAAGUUUCCUUGAUGUUGUAUCUUUUGUACUGCCUUGAAAAGUAUAUAAGUAUGAAAACAAAAACACACAUGUAUGUCAUAUGUCUAAUGGCAUCACAUGUCUACUGUUAUCAUGUCUACUGAUAUCGCAUGUCUACCGACAUCACGUGUCUACUGACGUCACAUGUCUCCUGAUGUCACGUGUCUACUGACGUCACGUGUCUACUGUGACAUCAUGUGUCUACUGAUAUAAUGUCUAUCUUCUCAGUAUUAUGUCUACUGACGUCACAUGUCUCCUGAUGUCACGUGUCUACUGAGGUCAUGAGUCUACCGUGACAUCAUGUGUCUACUGAUAUAAUGUCUAUAUUCUCAGUAUUAUAUGUCUACUGACGUCACGUGUCUACUGGCGUCACGUCUCCUGAUGUCACGUGUCUACUGCAUCACAUGUCUACUGUGACAUCAUGUGUCUACUGAUAUAAUGUCUAUCUUCUCAGUAUUAUAUGUCUACUGACAUCACAUGUCUACUGACGUCACGUGUCUCCUGACAUCAUAUUCAGUAUCAUAUGUCUGCUGAUGUCAUGUGUUUCUUGUCAUAUCUCUGAUCGUGUCAAGCUUAUUUUGUGUCUGCUUACAUUGUAUUUUCAAUUUAUCAACUUUCUCCCACUAUCUGUCAACUGACAUCAGGUCUACUGGUAUCAGAUGUCUUCUGGCAUCAUGUUGUCUGGUAACAUCUAACAUUUUGCAUCAUUUAUCUGUUGACUUAUAGAGUCUAUCAUAUGUAUGUAUGUGGGAUGUGGAUAUUCUGAUUUACCUGAGGAUGUAGAACUUAGGUCAGAACUGAGGCUGUGCCGAUCUUCUAACACAAAAUUUUGCACGUGAAGGUAGAAAUUUAAUAUCCCAAAUACCUUCGUAAUGAUUAUCCCUUUUUUCCCCACAUCUAAACCGAAAUUUUGGUAUAUCACAAAUGACAAUGCAAUGACAGAGACAGUCCAAAUGCAACAUUUAAUAUAGCAUACUACAUCUAUAUAUUUAUGACUGAGACAGGGUGUUGUCAAUGGGCUAGAUAUUGAUGACUGAGACAAGGGUGUUGUCACUAGACUAGAUAUUGAUUUUUCUAUUGAUGUGGGAGGUGGGAUUUGUCAUUUGACCUUAUCUAGAAGUCAGUCAGAUGUGAUCAGACAUAGUUGUGAGUGAAUGCUGUAGCCUGGUAGUGAUUAUCACUGGAUACAUUGGUAACAAGAGUAUGUAGUGACAUGUAAACAUAGCUGUGACAGUAAGUCAGACAUCGAGAGACGGUAAAAUGGUGUGCAUGUGCUCAGGUAUUUCUGCAACAUAUGGUGUAUGGGGACCAGGAUGUUACCUGUAGGUCACAUUAACAAUGGCUUACAGAAGCCCUGCCUUUAUAAUAAAGGUAAAUGCACAAACAAACACAUAUAUAUGAUUAGUCCUGCUUUUAGAAUAUGCAGGUGUUUGUAGUGUCCUCUAGCACAAAGCUUAAGUUCAUCUGUCCUUAAUCUCCUUAUUGAAUCUCUCCCUAGUAUAUACAUGUGAUUGUUCCCUACAUUUCUGUCUCUAAGUGUCUUUCUCAAAUGUCUAAAGUGAUUUUUCCACAGUGUAUCUAUUCUGAGCUACAUUUGCACUUAUGUAUCAUGUCCAAGAAGUGUUAAAGCCAAGAGGUUAUUACUAUGUGAGUAUGUCCUAAGUGUAUUCAUCCCUAUGUGAGUAUGUCCUAAGUGUAUCAUUACCGUGUGUAUAUGUUCUAAGUGUAUCCUUAUCUGUGUACAUGUCCUAAGUGUAUCCUUAUCCUUGUGUGUAUAUCCUCAGUAUAUCCGUAUCCUUAUGUUUGUCCUAUGUAUAUCCUUCCCCAUGUGUUAAUGCUCUAAGUGUAUCCUUAUCCAUGUGUUUGUCCUAAGUGUAUCCUUUUCCAUGUGUAUUUCCCAAGUGUAUCAUAAUCCAUAUGUAUGUACUAAGUGUAUCCUUAUCCAUGUGUUUGUUCUAAGUGUAUCCUUAUCCGUUUGUAUGUCCUUUAUGUAUCCUUCCCAUGUGUGUUUGUCCCUAAUGUAUCCUUAUCCAUGUAUAAAUGUCCUAAGUGUAUCCUUUUCCGUGUGUUAAUCCUGUAUGUGUGUACUCUUCCCUAUGUGUAGUUCUCCUAAGUGUAUCCUUAUCCGUUUGUAUGUCCUAUAUGUACCCUUCCUGUGUGUGUUUGUCCUUAAUGUAUCCUUAUAUAUGUAUAAAUGUCCUAAGUGUAUCCUUAUUAAUAUGUAAAUGUUUGUCCUUUCACAUAUAUUAUGUAAUCUCCAAAAGUGAAUCCUUAGCCGUAUGCAUGUCCUUAAUGUUUUGUUCCUCGUGUGUAUAUGUCCGCGUGAAUCCUUACUCAUGUGAACAUGUAUGUGUAUCCUCCAAGCGAAAUGUCCUAAGUAUACCCCCCCCCCCCAAUGUGUUUAUAUCCCUAUUUUUAUAUUCCCUGUAUGUACUCUAAAUGAACCCCCCGGGUGUCUUUCCCUAUGUAUCUGUGUCCCCAGUAUGUCUGUCUCUAGUAUAGUCGUCCAUAUAGUUAGUGUGAUAAUACACCAGACCCUUAUAUAGCAUGUACGUAUAUUUAUACUAAACAUACAUAUGUAAUGUCAUAGAUCUUCAAAUUAGACCGUCCAAAGAUAUUUCGCCAUUUUAUUUUGUAUAGUUUAAUUCUUUAAAAAAACUUGAAAUACGCAUGAUGUUUGAAAUGCAUGUAGAGAAUUAUGUAUUGGGUACUGUAUAACAUUCCUCAAAUAGCAAUUUCUCAUUCAGGAUAUAAUUUGUCAUAAAAAACAAACGGUUGAAAAAAAAUAAAAACAUGGAUAUCUGUACAUACAGCAAAA
Molecule: messenger RNA, 12337 nt
Organism: Mizuhopecten yessoensis (Yesso scallop)
Lineage: Eukaryota; Metazoa; Mollusca; Bivalvia; Pectinida; Pectinidae
Product: tyrosine-protein phosphatase non-receptor type 13-like
Exons: 42
Coding region: 126-7913 (2595 amino acids)
Biological process (GO): protein dephosphorylation
Cellular component (GO): cytoskeleton
Molecular function (GO): protein binding; protein tyrosine phosphatase activity
Source: RefSeq, a predicted model, not a curated record